Microplitis demolitor is the source of this 1068-nucleotide messenger RNA. Its product is annotated as ATP-dependent DNA helicase PIF5-like. The transcript has a single exon. Gene Ontology annotation, molecular function: DNA helicase activity. Bases 1 to 1068 code for a protein of 355 amino acids. The record is from RefSeq and is a predicted model, not a curated record. Lineage: Eukaryota; Metazoa; Arthropoda; Insecta; Hymenoptera; Braconidae. Gene Ontology annotation, biological process: telomere maintenance; DNA repair.
AUGUUAGUUUUUUGCCAAGUUGGAGAUCCGAUUAAAUUAUGGGAUAAAUAUCGAGAUAAUUUCACGGACGAUAUUAAAAGACGAAUGAGUAGGAAUCGCGAAAACUCUGAGUUAGAUGUUGAUAUUGUUUACAAUCAAUGUUUGAUUAAUCUUGAAGAUAUGGUCAUUGCUAUGUCAGGUAAGACUCUUUUACAAUUUGGUCUCACUUCACCAUCUCGAGAACAAGAAUCUGGUAUUAAUAAUCAACAAUAUUUGAAUGAAUUAGCUUAUGACACUGAUAAGUUAACCGAAGAAGUGAUAAAAAGUGUUCCGAUACUGAAUAAAGAACAGAAAGAAGCAUAUGAAUCUAUAUUGAAUAGUGUCGUUUCUGAUUCUGGACGAUUGUUCUUCCUUGAUGCUCCUGGUGGAACGGGAAAAACAUUCUUGAUUAAUUUGUUGCUUGCGAAAAUUAGAAGUGAAAAAAGUAUUGCUAUUGCUGUUGCUUCUUCAGGAAUUGCGGCUACUUUAAUUGACGGAGGCAAAACAGCUCACUCGACAUUUAAAUUACCUCUUGAAAUGAAUCAUUCUGAUAAUAUUCUAUGCAAUAUUUCUAAGCAGAGCUAUAUGGCUCACGUUAUCAGAGAAGCAAAACUGAUAGUAUGGGAUGAAUGCACUAUGGCUCACAAAAAUGCUAUUGAAGCUCUCAACAGAACUCUUAAGGAUAUAAGAAAUAGUGACCGAAUAAUGGGUGGAAUAACUGUUGUUUUAGCUGGUGACUUCAGACAAACUUUACCUGUUGUACCACGAGGUACACGUGCAGAUGAAGUCAAAGCCUGUCUCAAAUCUUCAGUUUUAUGGCCUCAUGUUAACGUACUGUCUUUGAAAAUUAAUAUGCGCGUUCAUAUACAACAUGAUUUGAGAGCAGAAGAAUUUUCGAAGUUACUCAUUGAUAUAGGGAAUGGACAAAUUUCAGAAGUUGACGGACGAAUAAGUAUUCCGGAUAACCUAGGUGAUAUUGUUGAUGAUUUAACUACAUUAACUGAUAAAAUAUACCCAGAUAUCAAUAAAAUUGGAGUUAAUUGCUCUUAA